Molecule: messenger RNA, 1503 nt
Organism: Zea mays
Lineage: Eukaryota; Viridiplantae; Streptophyta; Magnoliopsida; Poales; Poaceae
Exons: 2
Coding region: 28-1266 (412 amino acids)
Source: RefSeq, marked validated
UUCAAGAUUUCACCUCCUACGUGCCGAAUGGCUCCUGUGUCUCACAACAAUGAUUCCGAUUCGAGUGAUAGUGACGACAACACAAUCAUACUGGCCACUCUUCUUACCCUAUGCAUCGAAGCUACCAGGCGUAGGCGCAGGCAGUCUUCUAUCCCUCGCCGCGUGAUCGCUAGGGAUCAUUUUGCUAGGGAGAACCUUAUCCGCCAUCACUACUUCGGCCCUAACCCCGUGUAUCCAGCUCACAUGUUUCGCCGAAGGUUUCGCAUGAGUCGGCCAUUGUUCCUCCGUAUUUUGCAAGGCCUCCAGCAGCAGGAUAGUUACUUCACUCAACAGGUCGACGCUACAGGCCUCGCCGGUCUUGGACCACUUCAAAAAGUAUGUGCAGCAAUGCGGACCCUAGCUUACGGCUUACCUACUGAUGCCAUCGACGAAUAUAUACAGAUAGGCGAGUCUACGGCUAGACAAUGCCUUAUUCGUUUCUGUCGCGCACUCAUUGCAUACUUUAGUGUGUGGUACCUUCGAACUCCUAACCAGGCCGACAUUGCACGCAUCAUGCAACAUAGCGAGUCGAGGGGGUUUCCAGGAAUGCUGGGGUCCAUAGAUUGCAUGCAUUGGGAGUGUAGGAACUAUCGUGGUCGAAAUUCUAGACCUACCAUGAUACUUGAGGCGGUCGCAUCGUACGAUCUAUGGAUUUGGCAUGCUUUUUUCGGCAUGCCUGGUACAAACAACGACAUCAACGUGCUACAUAGGUCUCCGGUUUUUGACCCAAUGACAAGCGGUCAAAUGCCCCCCGUGCAUUACACAGUAAACGGACAUGCAUACAACUUUGGGUACUACCUAGCCGAUGACAUAUACCCUAACUGGCCAACUUUUGUGAAAGCCAUUCGGCACCCCUGGGAGGAAAAGAAGAUCUAUUUCACGCAGAUGCAGGAAAGUCACCGGAAAGAUAUCGAGCGCGCAUUCAGUGUGCUUCAAGCACGGUGGGCAGUGCUACGUGGUCUUGCUUACAGACGGGAUCGUAACCGUCUAACCGAGAUCAUCACUGCUUGCAUAAUAAUGCACAACAUGAUCAUUGAAGAUGAAGGGGAGUUUGCUGCCAACACCGACUUUGGAGACAAUGCUUCUGCCACUGCACAUUGCGAACUCAUACAAGAGGGAAGGUCGGAUUGGGUCAUCGAUCACUUUGAUCUACGUCGCCAGGAACGAUUUUGCAAUCUUCAAAAUGAUCUUGUCGAGCAUUUGUGGACCAAACGUGGGAGUAUGUGAUGAAACUUGAACCUUAGUCCUUUAAAUGAUGUGGCUCCGUAGUGUAUGUUCCAUGUGUGUGGUGGUCAUUGUGUUAUGUUUCAUGUGUGUGGUAGUGGGUGUGCUAUGUUCCAUGCGUGUCUUAGUUUGAGUUAGGGGUUCUGUGGUCACGGGCAAUGAGUACGAAUUCAUUUACUCUUAGUGGUCAAAUGUGUACUCUUCAGUAUGAAAUCAAAUGUGGCACCAUCUAUGCAAGAG